AUGUUGGUCCCUUCCAUUUCUUUUUCUUCUUCAUCAUUUAGGGUUGCCUCUGCUGCUGCUGCUGCUUCCUCUUCCAAUAAUGGCUUUCAACGGCAUCAAGCAAUGGAGGCUCUCCUUCAAUGGAAGUCCAGCCUUCGUCGACCUAAGCGUGAUGAUCAUAACAAUUCUGAACUGCUCCUCCCUUCAUGGACGAUGUCGCCAAACGGAAGCAGCAGUAGCAACCCAUGCAAGUACUGGGAGGGACUUACUUGCAAUGAAGCUGGGCUCAUCACCAUUGUAAACCUUUCCAGUAUGGAUUUACAAGGUACGCUCCACCACUUUAACUUCUCAUCCUUCCCUGCCCUCCUCCGUCUUGAUCUCCAUAACAACUCUCUUUUUGGACCCAUCCCGUCCAGCAUUUCUAACCUUUCCCUACUCACCCACCUCCAUCUCUACAUGAAUCGUUUCUCUGGUAAUAUCCCAUCAGAGAUUUCCCUAUUGGCGACUCUUAGUCAGCUUCAUUUGCACCAGAACAAUCUCACCGGCUCAAUCCCUGCAACUUUAGGUGCUCUAAACAGCCUGACAGACCUAUACCUCAAUGAAAAUCAACUUUCUGGUCCCAUUCCCCAGGGAAUUGGUAACCUCAGUACCCUCUAUGUGCUGGCCAUGUCAUAUAACCUCCUUGAAGGUCCCAUCCCUUCCUCCAUUGGAGGCUUGAGAAAUCUUGGUGAGUGGUUUUCGAGCUCGAACCAAAUAGUUGGAUCAAUUCCUAUGGAGAUAGGAAACCUGACAAACAUCAUUCAGUUGAAGGUGAAUGAAAAUCUACUAACAGGUUCCCUCCCUUCCACUCUUGGCAAGUUGAACACUCUCUCUUUGUUGUGGUUGUUGGAUAAUCAAAUAUCUGGAUCCAUCCCAUCUGAACUUGGGAGUUUGGAUUCUCUAUAUGAGCUUGACUUGUCCACAAACAAUUUGUCAGGUUCAAUACCUGCUUCUAUUGGAAAUUUGAGCAACCUAAAGUUCAUAUAUCUCUACUCAAAUACACUCUCUGGUUCCAUUCCUCUAGAAAUUGGAAACCUGACCAAUCUCUAUGACCUUCAACUAUUGAGUAACUCUCUGACAGGUUCUAUCCCUCAAGAAAUUGGAAACUUGACAUCCCUUGGUCGACUUUAUUUGGCCGGAAACAGUCUCAGUGGUUCAAUUCCUGCUUCUUUUGGAAAUUUGAUGUCUCUAUCUAACCUUGAUUUGUCAAACAAUAAUCUCAAUGGUUCACUUCCUGCUUCUCUUGGAAAUUUGGUGUCUCUAUCUAACCUUGCUUUGUGGAACAAUAAUCUCACUGGUUCACUUCCUGCUUCUCUUGGAAAUUUGACCAAUAUUUUUGGUAUCUACCUUGGGCAAAACCAAUUAUCCGGUCAAAUACCCCAGGAAAUCAGCAAUCUUACAAAAUUGCAGUUCUUGCAGCUUGGAAAUAAUCAUUUUAAUGGUUAUUUACCCCAACAUAUAUGCAAUAGUGCGUCACUCAUUACAUGUUCGAUAGCUAGUAACCAUUUCACAGGCCCGAUUCCUAAAAGCAUGGGAAACUGCACAAGCCUAACGAGACUAAGGCUUGACAAUAACCAUCUCACGGGAAACAUAUCGGAAGUCUUUGGUGUUUACCCGAAUUUAACUUACAUCGAUCUGAGCUACAACCAACUGUCUGGUGAGAUUUCACACAACUGGGGAAAGUGUCCGCAAUUGACAAAUCUAAAAAUCUCAGGAAACAAGAUAUCUGGUCGAAUACCACCUGAGCUUGCAGACUCAGCUCAAUUGCAAGGACUUGAGCUUUCUUCAAAUUUCUUGGUAGGCCAAAUUCCAAGAGAAAUAGGGAGGCUUAGCUCCUUGGUGAUACUGAAGUUGAAUGAUAACCAACUCUCUAGUACCGUACCUAAAGAAAUAGGAUUGUUCUCCGAGCUUGAGAAACUUGACCUCUCAAUGAACGAUCUAAGGGGAUCAAUUCCAAAACAACUAGGGAAAUGCACGCAUCUUCUUUAUUUGAAUCUGAGCACAAAUAGAUUCAGCGGAAGCAUUCCAGUUGAAAUUGGUAAUUUUGUUUCCUUACAGAUGCUACUAGACCUUAGUGGUAACUUGUUUACAGGGGAGAUUCCUCCACAGCUUGGAAGCUUGGACAAGCUAACAUAUUUGAAUCUCUCUCAUAACAUGCUUUUGGGUUCCAUUCCAUCUACUCUCUCUGGAAUGCUCAGUUUGAUAACCAUUGAUGUAUCUUACAAUGAGUUAGAGGGUCCUCUACCUGAUAAUCAAGCCUUUCAAAAUGCUACAAUGGAAGCUUUCGUUCACAAUAAAGGUUUGUGUGGCAAUGUCACGGGUUUGCGACCUUGCACUUCUCUAGCAACCAAAAAGAAAGCCUCAAAAGAGAGACACAAAGUCAUGCUUCUUAUCACAUCUCUCUUAGCAGUUUUGAUGUUUCUUCUAUUAGCAUUUCUUGGGACUUUUUUAUUUUUUCGCCGAAGAAUGAAAAGCAUAGAGGAGGACCCAAUUAUAACCCAGCAACGUAGAGAUCUGUUUUCAAUAUGGAACUAUGAUGGGAGUAUAGCAUACCAAGAUAUCAUUGAAGCAACUGAGCAGUUUGACCCCAAAUAUUGCAUUGGUGUGGGAGGACAUGGAAGCGUCUACAAAGUAGAGUUGUCAUCAGGUCAACUAGUAGCAGUUAAGAAGUUCACCUCUUCUUCAUAUGAUGAGAUUGUUGAUCAAGAAGCUUUCAGAAAUGAAAUUCUUAUGAUGACAGAAGUGCGGCAUCGAAACAUCGUGAAGUUGUAUGGUUUUUGUUCCCACACGCGACACUCAUUUUUGGUUUAUGAAUAUGUGGAGAGAGGAAAUUUGGCUAAGAUCCUAAGCAUGGACGAAGAAGCAAUAGAAUUGGAUUGGACUAAAAGGGCUAACAUUGUUAAAGGUGUAGCCCAUGCUCUAGCUUACUUGCAUCAUGACUGCUCACCACCAAUAAUUCAUCGAGACAUAUCGAGCAAAAAUAUUUUGUUGGAUUCAGACUUUGAGCCUCACGUGUCAGACUUCGGCAUCAGUAGAUUUCUAAAACCUGAUUCAUCCCAUUGGACAGCUCUUGCAGGAACAUAUGGAUAUUUUGCACCAGGUUCUCUCUCUCUCUCUCUGCUGUGUGGGAAUACCUCUUAACGCAGAUAUAGGGUUCACAUGUUUAGGGAGAAAAGAGUCUCAAAGAUUGUGAGAGGUUGUGUACUACCAUCAGUAUGCACGUCAUUUUCCCAAAUCUUUCCCUUUUCUUUUUUAACUUUUCCAUGCAAUGAUUUAAGUAUCAGAUUGAGCA
Messenger RNA from Macadamia integrifolia, 3310 nucleotides. Its product is annotated as probable leucine-rich repeat receptor-like protein kinase At1g35710. The coding region runs from base 1 to 3159 and encodes 1052 amino acids. The record is from RefSeq and is a predicted model, not a curated record. Lineage: Eukaryota; Viridiplantae; Streptophyta; Magnoliopsida; Proteales; Proteaceae. Gene Ontology annotation, molecular function: protein kinase activity; protein binding; ATP binding. The transcript has a single exon. Gene Ontology annotation, biological process: protein phosphorylation; hormone-mediated signaling pathway. Gene Ontology annotation, cellular component: plasma membrane.